This is a messenger RNA of Helobdella robusta, 936 nucleotides long. RefSeq lists its product as hypothetical. The coding region runs from base 1 to 936 and encodes 311 amino acids. The record is from RefSeq and is a predicted model, not a curated record. The transcript is spliced from 3 exons. NCBI's taxonomy places the organism in Eukaryota, Metazoa, Annelida, Clitellata, Rhynchobdellida, Glossiphoniidae.
AUGUCAAUCGUCAUUUUCAAACAGAUGGGCGACAGAAGUACGAUAAAACAUUUAAAAAUUAGCUUAGCAGGCACAAGAAUGAACUCCAUGUACAUGCAGCCACCAAUGCACCAUGCAUCAUCAUAUGCUUCCUCUCGUUUCCCCGAUCAGAUGAACAACAUCUCCAACAACCCCUACCAUCUCCAACAACAACAACAACAACAAUUCAUGCAACAACAAUUUAUGCAACAGCAACAACAGCAACAAUUUUUUCAGCAGCAGCAGCAGCAACGUCUGCAACAGCAGCAACAAUUAACUCAAGCGAUGAACGGACAACGACCCUCCAUAUUCUCCCUUCAGAAUGCAAUGAACCUACAGUACAACAACAUGAACAACUCGAGGCCUCAACCCUCUCAGCAGAGCAUGUUCAGUUGUAACAUGCUCAGAUAUUCUCAGCCGCAACAACAGCCGCAACAACAACCGCAACAAAACCCGCAACAAACUGCUCAAAUUAACAGGCGAGGAAUGAAUCCUUUAGAAAUGGCGGUCAAGCAGCAAAAAAUGCACGACGAGUUUCAGCAGCAACUCUUGCAGAUACAACAACAGCAACAACAACAGCAGUUACAGCAGCAGCAGCAACAGAUGCAACUGCAACAACAACAAAAUCAGUUAAGCUAUGGCAAGCACGUGAUGCAACUGCAGCCUGCCUAUUUGCACAUGAUGCAACCGCAGCAGCAACAGUUUCAGCAACAGUUUCAGCAACAGAAACUCCAACUUCAGCAACCAAUCAACCCUUACUUACCACAGUCCUCUCAUGGAUUCAACAGUUACAACGUACAGAACACUGCAACGGACUACUCGCCGCUCUACUACCAGCAACAAAUGAUCCAGAAACUCCAACAGCAGAAGGAUCCCAACAACUUCCGUCAAAUCCUGCAGCCACUCAACAGAGGAUGA